Molecule: messenger RNA, 2963 nt
Organism: Eubalaena glacialis (North Atlantic right whale)
Lineage: Eukaryota; Metazoa; Chordata; Mammalia; Artiodactyla; Balaenidae
Gene: METAP1
Product: methionyl aminopeptidase 1
Exons: 11
Coding region: 117-1280 (387 amino acids)
Biological process (GO): proteolysis
Molecular function (GO): metalloaminopeptidase activity
Source: RefSeq, a predicted model, not a curated record
GAGCUCCUCCCCCGGCUCGGCCUCUCUUCCCACCCCUGCCCUCCUUCUGCCCAGCAGUUCCUCCUUCCCUCCUCCCCCUCUUCCUCGGUGAGGUGCUCCUCCAUCAGCCAGCCAGCAUGGCGGCCGUGGAGACGCGUGUGUGCGAGACGGACGGUUGCAGCAGUGAGGCCAAGCUCCAGUGUCCCACCUGCAUCAAGCUGGGCAUACAGGGCUCGUACUUCUGCUCGCAGGAAUGUUUUAAAGGAAGCUGGGCUACUCACAAGUUACUACAUAAGAAAGCAAAAGAUGAAAAGGCCAAGCGAGAAUCUGUGUCUCCCUGGACUGUGGAGGGUGAUAUCAACACUGACCCAUGGGCAGGUUAUCGAUAUACUGGUAAACUCAGACCACAUUAUCCACUGAUGCCAACAAGGCCAGUGCCAAGUUAUAUUCAAAGACCAGAUUAUGCUGAUCACCCUUUAGGAAUGUCUGAAUCUGAGCAGGCUCUUAAAGGUACUUCUCAAAUUAAGUUACUCUCAUCUGAAGAUAUAGAAGGGAUGCGGCUCGUAUGUAGGCUUGCCAGAGAAGUACUGGACAUUGCUGCUGGGAUGAUUAAACCAGGUGUAACUACUGAAGAAAUAGAUCAUGCUGUACACUUAGCAUGCAUUGCAAGAAAUUGCUAUCCUUCUCCCCUGAAUUAUUAUAAUUUCCCAAAGUCUUGUUGUACUUCAGUGAAUGAAGUGAUCUGCCAUGGAAUUCCAGACAGACGGCCCUUGCAAGAAGGUGAUAUUGUUAAUGUGGACAUCACUCUUUAUCGCAAUGGUUAUCAUGGGGACCUGAAUGAGACGUUUUUUGUUGGAGACGUGGAUGAGGGAGCUCGGAAACUGGUUCAGACCACGUAUGAGUGCCUGAUGCAAGCCAUUGAUGCAGUGAAACCUGGUGUUCGAUACAGAGAAUUGGGAAACAUUAUUCAGAAGCAUGCCCAAGCAAAUGGAUUUUCAGUUGUUCGAAGCUAUUGUGGGCAUGGAAUCCACAAGCUUUUUCAUACGGCCCCCAAUGUACCCCACUAUGCCAAAAAUAAAGCAGUUGGAGUGAUGAAGCCUGGCCACGUAUUUACAAUUGAGCCAAUGAUUUGUGAAGGCGGAUGGCAGGAUGAAACCUGGCCGGAUGGCUGGACAGCAGUGACGAGAGAUGGGAAACGGUCUGCCCAGUUCGAGCACACCCUGCUGGUCACGGACACUGGCUGCGAAAUCCUAACCCGGCGACUCGAUAGCGCGCGGCCUCACUUCAUGUCCCAAUUUUAAUUUCUCCCGAGAUGGCGCAUCUCAGUGAUACCUUCUGUCUGUACUCUGCAUUUUAUUGAGAGUACAGGAUGGAAGAGGAAAUUUUUUAUAACUUGUUUUGUUUCGACUAUAGAUAAGGAAGGACUACAGCAUUUGAUGUGUGUCCUCAAGAACUUGUCUUGGGUCUGAAAAAGCCAAGAAGAAUAAAGGAAGCUUUCUCAACUCCUUUCAAUGCUCCCCUCUCCCCACACAAAAAAAUCUCUGCACCCCUGUUUUCUCAUUUGCCCUUUGAGCACUUUUACUUAAACCUGCUUCUAGUUGCUUUUAUCACUGCCACAACCGGGCCGUCGGAGCCACCUGCUUUCCAGGUGAAUGUUGCAGAUGAGAAUCCCUGAAACUUUAGCAACAUAUUUUGCUCCCGAUUUUUUUUUUUAAUUAUAUAUGUAUGGAAAUAUAUACGUAUUCAUUUUAAAUUCCAUAUAUGUAAUUACCAAACACUAUGUGACCUGGGGUUUGUGUUGAUUCUGACAGGGUUCUAUGCUGUCGUAAAUGGACCCAUCAUUUGCAGUGAUUUAAUUCCCAGCUGGGAAUUGGCCUCCCUCCUCCCCUGCUAAUUUACCCUCGUAAUUGUGUGUAAGGAAGCACUCGGUCAGUGAGACUUUCCAGUGUGGACUCUGUGUGCGUGAAUGGCUAUGGCAAAAUUCACUUUGGAAGAAGGUUAUCAGGUUUUUAAAAAUCUAGUUUAUGGCAAAAAUAACCACGCUCUAAGCGGAAGCUGGCUGUUGCAGAGAAUGGGAUUUUUGUAAUACGUUGCUAUUUCAGACCUCUGUUUGGUCAUAAUGGUAGGAAAAACACUCCCUUCCCCGCUCUCUCUUAUUUCAAAGGCAUACCUUGGAGAUAUUCAGAGAAGGGUGGAGGCUGCACUGUGGAGGUUGAUGGGGAAAGACAGUUCUGAAAUCUCUCCAGCAGUGAUCAGAGUCUGGAAAUUCUAAUGUUUAAUAAACCUGGUGGGGAUGAGAAAGGAACUUCUUUGAAAUUGGACUGUUGCCUUGCAGGGAUGCAGCUGUCCUUGGUGUGCUACCACAAUUCUCCUUUACAUAGUUGGGAACCUCAUUAGAAAUGACCUCAGCUGCCCAACAUCUAUGUUCCUUUCAGUAGUUCAGUCCAAAUGGGAGUGCAUCCAGUGAAGACAUAUCAGAUCAAAGUCAUUGUCAUUAGAGUGUACUUGAUUACUAGAUAUCUGGUAAGUUUAUUCUAAGAUAAUUUGAUACCACUGACAUGUUACAUUUGUAUGAGAACAUCUUUCCCAGAGUGCCUCAGACCUUUAUUGCUUUAAAGGAAUUAUGAUAAUGUUUUCAUUACUUUUAUUAUUUUAAUGAUUUAGUAAAGUGGCUGAAUCUGGUAUGUGUGUGAAGUUUUUUAUCAAACUGUAAUAUUUGUGAAUGGAAUGCCUUGCAAUAUGAAUGUUAAUAUAAUGUGUAAAGGGAGAUUAAAAAGUUUGAAUGACUAUCCCACCAUGUAGUCGUUAACUUUGCUGAAUUUGUUGGGGAUUUCAGAAGGAAGUGGUGGGAAUGGGGAGGCUAAUUCCAUAAUCUAAAAUAAAAUUUGAGUAAAAAUACUUUUUUAAGUUGAAUGGCUAUAUACAAAUUCCAGUACUGUGUUUAGUUCAGCAGUCUACCAGCAGUAUUUGAGAUGCAACCAUAU